AUGGCAUCCUCCAAUCCAGAAAACGUCACACCCCCCGAAUCCUACAGCAAAAUGUCCGUCGGCGACGUCGAAGCCAUCGGCGCCCACUGCCAAAUGUCCUUCUGCGGCCAGAUCGACUUCCUCCCCUUCAAAUGCAUGUCCUGCGGCGGAAAAUACUGUCUAGACCAUCGCACCGAAACCGCCCAUCAAUGUCCCAAAGCAGGCGAAUGGGGCCGAAGAAAAGCGGAGUCAAAUCGCCAAGGCACGACCGGAUACACACCUACCCCGAAACCGAAUAUCCUCACGCAUGAACAGCAAUGUUCGCUGCCGAGCUGUAAGACUUUGAUUGAUACGCCGCUGGUGACGGGCGUGCAGUGUGAGAAGUGCAAUUAUCGGUAUUGUCUGAAACAUCGGUUUACGUAUGAUCAUGAUUGUGCGAAUUUGAAACCGAAGGGAGCGAGGCCUACGACUCAGAAAGAGAGAGGGUUGGCGGCUCUGGAGAAGUUACGCGCGUGGGGAGCGAGUAAAAAGGUCAAUGUGCCACAGAGUGCUGCGAAGAAAUCUGCUGCGGCCUCAAUAGCUGCGACGGCUACGUUGAAGAGGACGGCGAAGGGUGAUGAGAAGAUUCCACAGGACAAGAGGAUAUAUCUCGUUGUGGAGGCUUCUUCAGAUACGUUGACGGCGAAAAUACCCAAGGGCAAUUUCUUCUACAGCUCAGAGUUCUCCGUGGGAAGGGUAUUGGAUCUUGCCGCGAAAGGACUGCAGGUGCAGAACGUGAAUAACAGGUCGGAGAGCGAAGAGGACAAAUUGAGAGUAUUCCACGUGGAGGGUGGGAGGCUACUGGAGUUCGGGGAGAAGUUGGGACAGAGUGUCCAGACGGGCAAUACCAUUGUUCUGCUGAGGGGAGUCGGAGCGGGCAUGGCGAAGACUCCAGAGCAGACAGCUUGA
Lecanosticta acicola is the source of this 927-nucleotide messenger RNA. Lineage: Eukaryota; Fungi; Ascomycota; Dothideomycetes; Mycosphaerellales; Mycosphaerellaceae. The record is from the annotation of a GenBank genome assembly.